Papaver somniferum (opium poppy) is the source of this 1617-nucleotide messenger RNA. RefSeq names its product protein FAR1-RELATED SEQUENCE 6-like. Bases 1 to 1617 code for a protein of 538 amino acids. The record is from RefSeq and is a predicted model, not a curated record. NCBI's taxonomy places the organism in Eukaryota, Viridiplantae, Streptophyta, Magnoliopsida, Ranunculales, Papaveraceae. The transcript has 6 exons. Gene Ontology annotation, molecular function: zinc ion binding.
AUGGUUGUCAAAGUGCCUGUGAUUGCUGACUUUCAACUUCAUGGUCUCGCUGCCUUGCAUUUUUCAAAGAAAUCGGCGUUCUUUGAGCUGCAUGUGGAUUUUCUUUCUGCUGGUGGAUGUAGUUCCUCUACAUUCAGCGACGUCGACAACAAUUCAGAACUGAUUAGGGCAGAUAGAGAUAGUUAUGAAACUGAUGGAAAAGAAAUUGUUAAACCUCUUCUGUCCGAUGGGUGGGAGAAUGUUUUUGAUGAUCCUAACAAGCUUUUUCGUGUGGUGUUGAUGCUGUUCGGUUGGCCUGUCAAAAUUGCUAUUGAUUCUACUUGCGAUGUUUUUAGGAUAAAAAAGUAUGUUGGGAGGCACACUUGUGGAGCUGGUGUGAAGUUGAGAAGUCCUAAAGUAUCGAAGAAGCUGUUUAACGAUGCAACUCAGACAUUUGAAAGGUUAUUCAUCGCAAUAGGCGCUUGUAUUGAAGGUUAUAGACUUUGUCGACCAAUGAUUUUUGUUGAUGCAACUUUUCUGACCGGGAGAUUUAGAGGUACCCUUAUGGCUGCUACUUGUCUGAAUGGGAAUCAAGGUUUUUAUCCGCUAGCCUUUGGAUUGGUCCCAGGAGAGGAUGUUGACAAUUGGGAUUGGUUUAUGUGCAAUCUUAGCAACAUUGUUGAUGACCGUCCUAUCACCUUUAUGUCUGAUCGUCAUGAAGGAUUGUUGAGGGCUAUUCCUAAACACUUUCCUACUUCCCAUCAUGGCUAUUGUUACUACCACUUGCAAGGAAACUUACCAAUCAGGAAAUCGGACGAGAAGUACAAAGAAGUUAUGGCUUGUUUCAAAAAAGCAACUUAUGCUCUCACACCAGCAAGAUAUGAAGAAGCACUAAUGGAAAUGGAGUUAAUGGGAAGGCCUGGGGUUGCUGAGUAUUGCCGCAAUAUGCCUAGGGAACAUUGGUCCAGCGCGUUCUUCACUGGCUGUAGAUUUGGUCAGACUACAUCAAGCGUUGCUGAGUCCUUCAAUAAUUGGAUUCGGAAAGACAAGAGGUUGCCUGCCUGCGCCCUCGUUGACAUGAUCAGGUUACGCGUUAUGGAGUUGAUGAAUGAACGUCGCGAAAUGAGUCUUUUGAUGGACCCAGAGAAGCUCACUCCUACCUACGAGGCGUUACUUAAAGAACAUAUUCAAAUUGGUCGAGUUUGGAAUGUUACUCAGUCAUCUGCGUAUGAGUAUGAGAUUCAUUCGCCUAGGUCUCACACUGUUGAUCUGCUGAACAAGACUUGCACCUGCCAAAGAUGGCGUGUUUAUGGUUUUCCAUGCUCUCAUGCUACAGCAGCUAUAUCUGCCAAGGGUGAUCGAUACGUAGAUUAUAUCGAAGACUACUUCAAAGUUACAAAUUUUCAGCAGCUGUAUUCAAUUGCUAUCAGACCAAUCCCCAACUACAACAGGCCAGAGCAGUAUCUGCCAGAGGAUACUAUUUUUCCACCCCAUCCACGAGUUCCACCAGGUAGGCCAAAGGGAAAUCGUAUCAAGAAUGCAUGGGAGAAAGCUAGGAAGUCCGUCCGUUGUUCCAACUGUAAGAAGAAAACUCACCACAACAAGGCAACGUGCACUGUCAUUCCUUCAUACCCAUGA